This is a messenger RNA of Effrenium voratum, 4063 nucleotides long. NCBI's taxonomy places the organism in Eukaryota, Dinophyceae, Suessiales, Symbiodiniaceae. The record is from the annotation of a GenBank genome assembly.
AGCCAAAUCUUUGCUCGAAGUUUGCGUUUGCGGAAACAUCUCGCCCACCAUCACUCACAUCGUGUGACAUGCUUGGGUUUCCGCUGGGAUUGAAGUCCUCGGUGCAGUACAUCACGAAGUCUCGUUGGCGGUUGCGGAGCGUUGGGCCUUUGGCGGGAUGCCUGAAUGUCAUGAACGGGUCUAUGCAUUUGGUGUCCAUUAAGGCGCAGUCCACUGUGGCCGGGGUGCAGGCAACGAAGGCACCUGGGGCGGCACAUGCAGAGCCAGUCGUGACCAUCCCAUACGACAAGUUGCAAGCUCUCUCCCCCGAUGCCCUGGAGAAGCUUCGCAAGGCUUUCGUUGGUCCCCACGCCUACGGCGCGGUGGCCAUAACCAACAUUCCGAGCUACGGCGAGCUGAAACGCAAAGCGUUCCGAGCAGGCAUUGAUUUGGCACUCUUGGAUGCGGAUGGGCGCAAAACUGCCGCGGCGGUCAACAAUACCUACCCGGGUUGGAGUGGCACGCCAGGCAGUGAGACGCACCCGCUUCAAAGCAGCUUUUUGUUUAACGUUAAAGAAGAGCUUCCCGGCGGUAAGCCAGACCCUUUCUUCGGAAAGAACAUUUUCCCCAGCGAGGAGUACAAGAAGACCUGGGUCUCCUUUUCGACUUUGAUGUACUCUACCGCGCUACAAGUCCUACGGGGCUGCGACCGGCUUAUGGAGCGGGAGGUGAAGCAUUGGCAGGGGCGAAGCCUCGAAUGCCUUGGCGACCAGGGGCCUGCGCUGGCUGGUCGAUUUAUUUGUUAUGAUUCAGGUUUUACACGUGAGGACCGUCUCCUCGAGCAAGCGGAAGCAUUGGCCGCUGCUGAGAAUUCAUCAUCGCAAGUUGCAAGCGCACCUGCUGGUCGGCAGGUGGGUCACGCGGAUGACGGUUUGGCAUCCAUGCGGACCCACAGCACGCCUGUGAAGUCUGCAGGGCAUGCAGGGGAUGGCCUUGCAUCAAUGCGGACCCACAGCACGCCGGUGAAGACCGCUGGGCAUGCGGGGGAUGGUUUGGCAUCAAUGCGGACCCACAGCACGCCUGUGAAGUCUGCAGGGCAUGCAGGGGACGGCCUUGCAUCAAUGCGGACCCACAGCACGCCGGUGAAGACCGCUGGGCAUGCGGGGGAUGGUUUGGCAUCAAUGCGGACCCACAGCACGCCUGUGAAGUCUGCAGGGCAUGCAGGGGAUGGCCUUGCAUCAAUGCGGACCCACAGCACGCCGGUGAAGACCGCUGGGCAUGCGGGGGAUGGUUUGGCAUCAAUGCGGACCCACAGCACGCCUGUGAAGUCUGCAGGGCACGCAGGGGAUGGCCUUGCAUCAAUGCGGACCCACAGCACGCCGGUGAAGACCGCUGGGCAUGCGGGGGAUGGGCUGGCAUCCAUGCGGACCCACAGCACGCCUGUGAAGUCUGCAGGGCAUGCAGGGGAUGGCCUUGCAUCAAUGCGGACCCACAGCACGCCGGUGAAGACCGCUGGGCAUGCGGGGGAUGGUUUGGCAUCAAUGCGGACCCACAGCACGCCUGUGAAGUCUGCAGGGCAUGCAGGGGAUGGCCUUGCAUCAAUGCGGACCCACAGCACGCCGGUGAAGACCUCUGGGCAUGCGGGGGAUGGUUUGGCGUCAACGCGGACACACAGCAUGCCUGUGAAGUCUGCAGGGCUUGGAGGGGAAUUCCAAGCCUCAAGCCGGGCCCAAGCUGCUUUUUCAACGAUUGCCGAGCCAUCAGCGUCUACUGACUAUGAUUCUUUGGAUGGAUUUGAUCCCUUUGGAGAAUCAGCAAUUUUGACGGAGAAUAGCGAAGAAGCCGCCAACGAGACGGACUACUGGCUGCCCUGGCACAUCGACUCGAACUUUGUGACCAUCCUGCAUCAGGAGAUGUAUGCGGAUUUUACGACGGGCGAGUUUGUCCCACCCCCGGUGAAUACUGGGCUGAAGAUGAUGAAUGAGGUAGGUCAGACCACGCUGCUGGACUGCGAUGGGCAUGAUACGAUGCUUCUCCAGUUUGGCGCCUUCGGACAAAUCUACACAGGUGGGCAGAUCCAGGCUUGCCGGCACGCCGUCAUGAACCCCGUCUUGCCCGGCCUUACGCGCUUCAACUUCUGCAACUUCUGGUACGUGCCGUGGCAGACGGUGUGCCAGGCGCCUGAAGGUAUGGCUGACAGCGCUGUCAACAAGGGCUGGAAUGCAAUGAUGGAUGAGCAGUAUUUAGACAUCACCAUGAGGCAGAGCUUUUCAGCCUUCCGCCAGUUUAUGGUCUCUCCGGAGGCGCGGCUGCAGUUUGCGGAUUCCCAGCGCUUCAAAGAGCUGUCCGAAGUGCUGCCCAUGGUGCGACAGCACAAGCCAGGCGCGGCCGGUGGCAAGCUGAAUAUCCAAGUGGACGUGCUCACGGAUGUGCGCUGCCCAUUCUCGUUCAUCAGCCAGAAGAAUCUGGAAACCGCCAUCCGGAACCAGUCGCUGCAAGAUCAGGUGGCGGUCCGCUAUCAUCCGAUCUUCCUGAAUCCCAACAUUCCCAAGGAGGGGCUCAACCUGGACGACUACCUGUGGUGGGAGUUUGGGCACAGCAAGGAGUAUGCUCGUUCAGCGGAUUACCCCUUGCGCAAGCAUGGCCGGGAAGCCGGCAUCGACAUGAACCCCGAGCGGCGUGUGGUCAACACCUUUGACGCAUUCUGCCUCAUCGAGGCGGCGCAGGAGAAGGGCGUCCAGCACGAGCUUGUGCAGCUUCUGUCCCACUGGUACUUCGAAGCAGCCAAGGACAUCUCCGACGCGGAGGUGCUGAAAGCCGCCGCGGAGGCGGUGGGUUUGCAGGGCGAAGCGGCGCUGGCGCGGGCGAAGGAGCUGCGGCCGCUGGUGCAGAGCCGCUAUGAGGAGAUGUCUGCCAUGCUGGGCGAGGUGCCGCAUUUUUUGCUGCGCGAGCAGGCCUCCGGCAAGGGCCUGGAGGUGGGGGGCCUGCGCACCGUCGAGAGCUGGGAGCAGGUGCUGCAGGACGUCUUGGAGAGGGGCAACUUCAUGGGCAUGACCAUCGACGGCCCCCACGGCCAGGAGGUGCGCCUGGAGGUUGCGAAUCCUUUCGGCGCGGUGAGCCACGCCUUGCCCGCCCAGCACGGGUGGGUGCCGGAGAGCUGGCCUUAUGAGGAUGCGGACUUCUUGCGCAUGGACGAACGUCCUGACGUGGUCUUCCACGAGCAGCCCAAGCUCGUACAGCACCUGGACGAAAACUCGCUGCACCACCUGACGAAGGUCUACGACGCCAUCUUCAAGGCUUUGCCGGACGACUUCGCAGUCUUGGACUUGUGCUCGAGCUGGGUCUCGCACUAUCCGGAGGAUGUGCGGAGGGCGUCCCAGGUAGCUGUGCACGGGCUCAACAUGGCGGAGCUGCAUGCGAAUCCCCAGGCGACGGAGCGCCAUGUCCAGGACCUGAACUCGGAGGCCGCGUUGCCCUGGGCGGCGGGGAGCUUCGACCUGGUGACCUUGGCGCUGAGUGUGCAAUAUUUGACGAAUCCCCGGGCAGUCUUUGCUGAGAUGCAGCGUGUGCUCAAGCCCGGGGGCAUGGCGGUGGUUGCCUUCUCCCACCGCUGCUUCAUUGAGAAGGCCGUGAAGGUUUGGGCGGAAGAUACCAGCAAUGGCGAGGGCCAAGCCCAUCUCAUUUGCCAGUACUUCCAGCACGGGCCAAAGAACGGCUGGGAAAAGGUUGCGACUGCAGAUGUGAGUCCGACGCAUGGAGACCCUCUGUGGUUGGUCACUGCAGUGAAGCCGAAGUGAGGGCCGUGCGCUCGGAACUCUCCGAGCGUGGCCGCCCGGUCGGUCAAUCAGUCAAUCCCUUCCGACGCGAAACGACGCGAGUUGCACGCGGGUUCGGACAAGAGGCGGGCUGCGGGCCCUGUGAUGAAAGAUUUUGACCGGAAUCCGCGGCCUUCCAUAUCUUCGGAAUACAGAGAGUGUACAGGGCGUCAAGCUGAGUGGUCGGCGCAGAAACGUUCUUGCAACUCUCAUCUAUUUGCUCCUGGCAAGCCCGACCACUAUGCUUUUGCAUUUAGCCGCCAUCGCGG